AUGCUGUCCCAACGUUUCUUCUGGGCCGUGGCCAUGGCUUGUAACGUCACUGUCGCUGAUGUUACCGCUCCUGUUCCCUUCACCUGGCCCCCUCCGCAGGGAUCCAUGUCGGAUUUCGAAUACAACCUACGAUUCGGAUGCGACUUCAUGUCGUGGUGUGGAGGCUUUGAUGGCGGAUGCGCUGCCGAGUGUCUACGACAAGGAAAACAAUGCUGGACUUGUACGAGUCCCAACUGCGAGUGUCUUUGCGAAUAA
Colletotrichum orchidophilum is the source of this 255-nucleotide messenger RNA. RefSeq lists its product as uncharacterized. The transcript has 2 exons. The coding region runs from base 1 to 255 and encodes 84 amino acids. The record is from RefSeq and is a predicted model, not a curated record. NCBI's taxonomy places the organism in Eukaryota, Fungi, Ascomycota, Sordariomycetes, Glomerellales, Glomerellaceae.